This is a messenger RNA of Syngnathus acus (greater pipefish), 4085 nucleotides long. RefSeq lists its product as uncharacterized. The transcript is spliced from 7 exons. Gene Ontology annotation, cellular component: egg coat. Gene Ontology annotation, molecular function: acrosin binding; structural constituent of egg coat. NCBI's taxonomy places the organism in Eukaryota, Metazoa, Chordata, Actinopteri, Syngnathiformes, Syngnathidae. The record is from RefSeq and is a predicted model, not a curated record. Bases 1945 to 3978 code for a protein of 677 amino acids. Gene Ontology annotation, biological process: binding of sperm to zona pellucida; prevention of polyspermy.
AACGGAGACAAACAAAGGCAAACACUUACUCAUUCACUAAGGGAGUGACGCAAAAAUCUUUUUUUCUUUUUACUAAAGUAUGUUUUCGAGGACUGGUCAUUGCUUUAAUUUCUCUGUGUCCACGCCUUGGUUAUUUAUGUUGGCGUUCGGGGCUUUGUGAAAAUUUACUAUUGUAGGAAAACUUGAGAUCACACUAGUCAAAUUAGCAGCGCUACAUUUGGUUAGCACGUGUGCCAUGCAGUCAAAGGUUCAGCGUUCAAAAUUCACUCAGUGCUUUAUAUGCAACUAAUUUGAACUAAAAUCUGAGGAAAACCACAAUAGGCACCAAGUACAAGUAAUAAACCCCCUAGAUUUUCUCGCAGCCACAAAACCUUUAAUCACUCUUCAGCAAAAUAACAAAACGUUUUCAAAACACUCCAGGCGGCAUGGAUGUUUGUAUGAAUGGCAAACAAAGAUUUCCCAGUGCAAAGCUAAAAUAAAUUAAUCAUUGAAAGAUAGAAGCUAUACAAAGUGAUGGAAAGCUUCAAUGGUAAAGCAAUGAAAAUCAAAUUAAAACAUGAAGCAAAGCAAAUUAAGCCUUGCUCUAAUUGUUUGCAUCUCUCCUGUUGGCUGCUUGACUUUGAACUAAAUCAAAUAAAAAAAUUGGGGAAACUAUUAAAAACAACAGACUAAUUGUAGAGCUGACAUGAGGCCCUUGUGUUUUUCUACAUCACGGCCUUCGCUAGGGCAAAUGUGAGGCGUCCAAGCCACUGUUUACACUCGGUUCUUAAAAAAAAAAUACACAUUUGCCCAGGCUGACCCGUUUCCAUGGUUACCGGCCAGUGGUUUUUCAUCCAAGCUUCACGAUACCUCACCCCCACUGCUGUGUUUUUUCUGUGUCGGCAUAACAUUCAACUCCAGUUUCUCCUCACGUGAUUUGAGUCCUUUUUGGGAACAUUUCUGCUCCGCCUGUUUCCGGCUGAGAGCCACCCCUGUGUUUAGGCUGUGCCCACAAAGUCUCUCUCUCUCUCUCUUGCUCUCUCUGUUUUUCUUGCUCUCUCGCACCCCCUUCAAUGAAAUGCAGACAUGCACACUGUAUUCUCACUUCAGUUCAAAUGAAAACAACUCCAAGCCGUAGCUAGGCAACUCUAAAAUGUGAGUCAUCCAACUGCCGCACCCAUAGUCGACUGAUCAACCCCCCCCCUUCCUGCAACAAACACACACACACACAACACACACAACCUUCAGAUCUCGUUUAAGUCAAAAAGUACGGUUGUAACUUGUCGCUGUCACUCCCAACAAACUGUCAUAAUAACACACUGGAGCCAUCUUGAUUUCAUAAUGACAACUGCAUGAUGGGUUGUGUUCAAUUGUCAGAUAGUGGAAAAUAGUGAUCUUAUCAAGUUCAACUCAGUACACUUAUAAUUUCCACCUCAUGGUCAAUGGGAUUUGAAUCCCUGGUGUGUCAUAGCAACUACAUUCUCAACAACACUGCUAAAUGGAUAUAUAGAAUGCAGCAGGGCGUCCUCUAGUGGACAGAAGGGAGCUUUACCUCAUACAAAAUGUGCCCUGCUCAGGGAUUACACAAAGUUUGUUUACUAGGAGCAACUGGGAAUUUAAGGGGCGCAAAUUGAAAAUUCGACUAGCAGAGUAGAUUUUUAUUUCUGUCAUUUUCAGUAUGUUACUGAUGAGUUGACUGAAAUGUGGAGCAGAAAUCUGUCACCAAAAGAAAAUUCAACAAUAGAAGUUUAAAAUAAAAAUCUGCAAAUUUUCUUGACACACAGGUGCAAGUAGAUGAAAAUAUUAUAAAAUUUAGGAGUAAAAUGACUUUUUUUGAGAGGAUGGAUGGUCAAUUAAGGGCCAAUUAGCAAACAGGUGUGCCGGCAAAGAAAUCAUAAAAGCCGCUCCCUCAAGUCACAUGAUCCUCAGUGUUUUGCCACACAGACCAAAAAACUAAACCUGGCAAUGCAUUUGAAACCCAAACUAUAUUCUCGCAUCGCUGCCCUCUUUAUUUCCUCCAUCUUAACAUUAGCUCUCCCCCAUGCAUUUUGCAAACCUACCUCUUAUUACUCUCACCCCAAUUUAAAUCUGACACCUCCAACCGACGAGGAUAACAGCGUGACGACAAAAAGCCUAAAAAAUAAUUUCAGUCAAGACGCUCGGCGACAUUUACCUUCGGGAAGGCAAGUCGAAUUCUCUACAACAUCUACACCAGUAGGCGACCACGAUAAAAAAAAUGGCCCAACAAGGAGUCAAAGUUCUUCUGAAACGGGAAGGGAGGAGAUUGGUGUUCCUGACGACUGCAGCUCGGGUCAAAUCCAGCACGUGGUCUAUGGGAAGUUCUUCAUCCCCGGUCAACUUAAAGCAAACAUUCCUCGACAUCAUGUGGACCGUCAGUCUCAUUCAGAUGUUACAGGAAAGAGUAAAGUGAAGAUGCCAGGUCAGCGGCUAAGUGGCUCCGAGGAGAUCUGGCGGAAGCUUCAGCCUGAGGUGGAUUGUGGAGACGGCGCCAUGACUUUAACUGUCAGGAGGAGACGAGCGUUACAUCUCCUGCUUGACCGAGAGAAUGAAUCAUCUCUUCGCCUCUCCCAUCUGCCACCUCAAUGUGGCUACUCUGUGGAGACCACGUGGACAGAGCUCAGCUUGAUAGUGCAAUACAAUGCCUGUCAUGUCACACAGCAGGGGGGCAGUUAUGUGUUGCCUCUGCAAUGGAGGGGGACUCCGGUCAAGAUGUCAUGUCCUCUCUCUGCCGUCAAGCCUCCCAACAUGAGCCCUUCAUCGGUCUGUUGUUCCCCUCGUGGGAUGAAUGUCAAUCUUCCCGCCGCACAAGAUGUAAAGGUCAACGUUCGUGGAGAAUGGACCCCGGUGUUAUUGCUGGCUCAGCAGUGUGGUUACACUUUGGACAGACGAGAUACAGAAAUAUUAAUAGCUGCUCCGUUCAUAACAUGCGGUAUCACGGUAGAGGAUGGAAAACACACACUUCAUCUUCAGAUUGACGAGGGUACAUUUAUUUUGACCUGCCCUAUCUUUCCUGAAGAGACUGGGAAGUCUCUCGGAUGGGCUCCACCUUUUUACCUGGCACCUCCUUACUACCCUCACCCAAUUUAUGGGCACAGGAUUCCCGGCGCUACCCCCCCAGCGACAUCUCCUGCUGUCAAAUCGUCACCUCCUGAACCCAUCACGACUCCAACCUCAUCUGGAUCAACAGAUGCUGAAAUUUUGCAUUUGCAAGGAGUGUCCGAACAGCCCGUUACUGCUGGCUCCCCGGUUCAAGAUGCCACUUCCCAACCUCCAAGCAACCAUCACCCCAAAAUCCCUCAAUCUAACCCCACUGAAGAUUCUGAUCCGGGCCUUCUGGCUCCGAUGGACCUGUCGCUCAAAUACUCCAACAUAUUUGCAGAGUUUUUCCGCCAAAAUCAACAAUCUGAAGCUGAGGCGGCAUCAUCUCAAUAUAAUCCAUAUUACUAUUAUUCCCCUUUUCCAUAUAUUCCAGCCCAGGACUCUGAUCCCUCUUUUGGGGAGCCAGAUAAAAAUGGGAAAUUUGAUGACCUUCUAGAAUCAGACAAUCCUCCCAUGGCUUCUUAUUUUGAGGAAUCUUCCUUUCCUGCCCCUCAUGUAUUCCCCUCCUACCCUUAUGACUACUAUCAAACGUAUCCUGUGGCUCCGCCCCCUAACAAACCUGUUGACCCACUUUCUCAGCACCCACCUAAACGUUCUGAAUUCCAACAAACAAAGAUGGAUGAUGUUCAAGAGGUCAAUGCUUAUCCUAACCAUCUCAGUUUUUUGGGUCAGCUGGUACAUCCAUAUGAAGUUUUGGAGCGUGGUGACUAUGAAGAGGACAAGCUUGAUGAACUAAUCGACUCUGGAUUAGGACCUCAAUUUUUCCUUUUGAAACCUAACUCUUUGGAGCUCCCAACCUCAGAGGUCAAUGUGUCCUGCUCACUGCAGAUGAUGAUGACUUCUGACCCAGACAUUUACAUGGUGGUCCCGGACGACUGAUGCAAGAAACCACGUAAGGCCGACAUUAAGACAUUUUAACGUUUCAUAGUACACUCAAAUAUAAACUUCUGUCAUAUGGAGUAGUUCUUGUUACGCACUUUUCAUUA